AUGGCGCCUACCGUAUGCGCUCGAUGCCGCGUUUCAAGGGCGCAUGUGAAGCGGCCGAAGAACCACCAGAAACUAUGCAAAGACUGCUUUAUAACAGUAUUUGAAGAAGAAGUACACCACACUAUCACUUCCUCUGGUCUUUUCCGCCCUGGAGAUAGGGUUGCUAUUGGCGCAUCAGGUGGCAAGGACUCGACCGUUCUAGCGUCCGUUCUCAAGACGCUCAAUGACCGCUAUAACUACGGAGUGAAGCUAGUCCUUCUUAGCAUUGAUGAGGGUAUCACGGGGUAUCGUGAUGACUCCUAG
Molecule: messenger RNA, 303 nt
Organism: Parascedosporium putredinis
Lineage: Eukaryota; Fungi; Ascomycota; Sordariomycetes; Microascales; Microascaceae
Source: the annotation of a GenBank genome assembly